Molecule: messenger RNA, 1553 nt
Organism: Neoarius graeffei (lesser salmon catfish)
Lineage: Eukaryota; Metazoa; Chordata; Actinopteri; Siluriformes; Ariidae
Exons: 2
Coding region: 42-1544 (500 amino acids)
Molecular function (GO): zinc ion binding; nucleic acid binding; RNA-DNA hybrid ribonuclease activity
Source: RefSeq, a predicted model, not a curated record
AUCAAACACUUGAAAGAGUAAAAACAUUCAAAUAUCUGGGGAUGGUGAUGGAUGAAAGACUUACAUGGAAACAUCACAUAGUACAUAUAGAAACUAAGUGCAAAAAAGUAUUAAACCUUAUGAGGAUGAUUUCUGGGCAACACUGGGGUGCGGAUAAAGAAUCACUCAUGAACAUAUACAAAGCACUAAUCAGAUCAACCAUAGAUUAUGGAUGUAUAGUGUAUAGUUCUGCAUGUACAACAUCUAUUAGGAAGCUUGAAAGAGUUCAGUUUAAAGGCCUAAGGAUUGCCUUAGGAGCAAUCAAAACAACGCCUACCUGUGCACUGUUAGUCGAGGCUGAGGAACCCCCAAUUAAAUUAAGAUUUGAGAAACUGUCGUUAACAUACUGGGUUAGGCUUAUGGGGAGUACAAAUAAUCCUGCUCUGUCUGUGCUAAACAACUGUUGGGAAUACCAAUUAAAGAGUCCUGGUUUUGGGUGGAAAGUUCAUGACAUGGGGGAGAAAUAUGGAAUUAAAGACUUUCGCUUUAGUCCUGCACUUGUUUUGAGCAAAGUUCCCCCAUGGAUGUUACCAGUCCCAAAAGUUGAUCUAGAACUGCUGAAAGAGAAAAUGGAACAAACUAAUGAACGGGCAUUAGCUAUGUACUGUGAAAGACAUCUUGUAUCUAAAUACUAUGGGUUUGUAAAGAUAUUUACAGAUGGCUCAAAAGAUAUACAAAAUGGUCAUUGUGGAAUUGGGAUUUUUAUCCCAAAAUUUAACAAAAGUUAUGGAUAUAGAUUAAGUAAUUUUUUAUCAAUAUACACAAUAGAGUUAACUGCAAUAAUUACUGCACUGAGAUGGAUUGAAGAAAUCAAACCACUUAGAUCUGUUAUAUGCUCUGACUCACUUGCAGUUUUGCUCAGCCUUGAAUCAGGUAAUACAGUAAGAGAGGAUCUGGUAAUUGAGACAAGACAUUUGCUAUUAAAUAUUAGAAAUCUUAGAAUAUUAGUUCAAUUUUGUUGGGUCCCAGCACAUGUUGGAAUUAAAGGAAACGAAAUGGCUGACAAAAUUGCCAAGAAAAUGCUGGAAAAAGAACAUAUAGGAAUUAAUAUCUCAAUGGGGAAGGGAGAAGCAAAAACUAAACUUAAGUCAGAAAUGCUGAUCAAAUGGCAACAUGAUUGGAAGGCAGAGCACAAUGCCAGGUUCUACCACUCAAAUCAGGGAAAUGUUUGGGGGAAAAGGGCUACAGGUCUCAACAGAAGGGAAGAGGUUGUGUAUAGUAGACUAAGGUUGGGUCACACAUGUCUUAAUGGUACAUUGCAGAUAGUAGGGAAGAGUAAUGGGUUAUGCAGGUACUGCCAAGUUAAAGAGGAUGUAGAUCAUGUUCUAUUUAACUGUUACAGAUACUCAGAACACAGACGACAGUGGAAAGAAAGAGAGGCAGAAAAUGGAAUAGUGAAUAUCCUGAAAGAAGAAGGAAUGCAAAGAGAUAAAAUGAAAUCCCUAUUUAUUUUUCUCAAUAACUCAGGUGGCGGUAUGCACCAAAGAGAUGUAAUCUGCCAAUAAACUAAGAAG